CUCCUCUCGUCAGUUGUAGCCGCAGCCUUCUAGAAUCAGUCCGUGCAGAACAAGCCGCUCUACAGCCUAAACUAUUACCAACAUAUUGUGGUUCUGUUAGAAACGAAGGUUUCAGGAUGUCCCAGAAGAUCAAGGCAGGGUCGGUGGUGGAGAUGCAGGGGGAUGAGAUGACCAGAGUCAUCUGGGAGCUCAUUAAGGAGAAGCUCAUCUUCCCCUACCUGGAGAUGGACCUGCACAGCUACGACCUGGGCAUGGAGAACCGCGAUGCCACGGACGACAAGGUGACGGUUGAGGCGGCGGAGGCGACGCGGCGCUACAACGUGGGCAUUAAGUGUGCCACCAUCACGCCGGAUGAAAACCGGGUGGAGGAGUUCAAGCUAAAGCAGAUGUGGCGCUCACCCAACGGGACCAUCCGUAACAUCCUGGGAGGCACCGUGUUCAGGGAGGCCAUCAUCUGUAAGAACAUCCCCCGCCUGGUGCCCGGCUGGGUCAAACCCAUCAUCAUCGGCAGGCAUGCCCACGGAGACCAGUACAAGGCCACAGACUUUGUGGUACCUGGACCUGGGAGACUGGAGAUGAAAUUCACACCCAGGAUUGGGGAGCCAAUGAACUUUGUCGUCCAUGACUUUGAAGGUUCAGGUGGUGUGGCUCUGGGGAUGUACAACACAGACAGCUCCAUCAGGGACUUUGCCCACAGCUCCUUCCAGAUGGGGCUGCAAAAAGCCUGGCCUCUGUACCUCAGCACAAAGAACACCAUCCUCAAGAAGUACGACGGACGCUUCAAAGAUAUCUUCCAGGAGAUCUAUGAAAAGCAGUACCGCUCUAAGUUUGAGCAGAAGGGGAUCUGGUAUGAGCAUCGCCUGAUUGAUGACAUGGUGGCUCAGGCCAUGAAGUCUGAUGGAGGAUUCAUCUGGGCCUGCAAGAACUACGACGGGGACGUCCAGUCUGACUCUGUAGCCCAAGGUUAUGGGUCCCUUGGUAUGAUGACCAGCGUGCUCAUCUGUCCUGACGGUCGUACGGUGGAGUCGGAGGCGGCCCACGGCACGGUAACACGCCACUACAGACAGCACCAGCAGGGCAAGGAGACAUCCACCAACCCCAUCGCGUCCAUCUUUGCGUGGUCGCGGGGGCUGCUGCACCGGGCGAAGCUGGAUGACAACGCAGAGCUGCGUGUGUUUGCUGAGGCCCUGGAGGUCGUCUGCGUGGAGACCAUCGAGGCUGGCUUCAUGACCAAGGAUCUGGCUAUCUGUAUCAAAGGCAUGGCAGGUACCAAACGCUCAGACUACCUGAACACCUUUGAGUUCCUGGAUAAACUGUCAGAGAACCUGAAGACCAAGAUGUCCAACCAACCCAAACUGUGAUCACCUCAUCUCCCAACUUUAAACACACACACUAUUGACAGCAGGGACUAUGGGCCCCGGCCAACACUGAACCACGGGGGACUGUCUGCCCAGAACGCAACCAGAGCUUCUAGAAGACCUAGGACCCUCGAGACUUAAUCAUUCCCUCCACAAGCAGGUUGUCUGCUUCAAGGAGGUGUCUUGUCCAGGGGGGGAUGUCCUCCCAAAGCUAAUUAAUCAUUCCUAUCUAAACUACUUGCCAUUGCUGUCCCACUCUCCCCAUGCUUGCUGUUGCUUGGCAAUAUGAAUAUUCAUGUGGACUCAUUAAACUCAACUUGCCUCUUA
Oncorhynchus nerka (sockeye salmon) is the source of this 1685-nucleotide messenger RNA. RefSeq names its product isocitrate dehydrogenase [NADP] cytoplasmic-like. NCBI's taxonomy places the organism in Eukaryota, Metazoa, Chordata, Actinopteri, Salmoniformes, Salmonidae. Gene Ontology annotation, molecular function: NAD binding; isocitrate dehydrogenase (NADP+) activity; magnesium ion binding. The record is from RefSeq and is a predicted model, not a curated record. Bases 117 to 1361 code for a protein of 414 amino acids. The transcript is spliced from 9 exons. Gene Ontology annotation, cellular component: cytosol; peroxisome; mitochondrion. Gene Ontology annotation, biological process: isocitrate metabolic process; NADP+ metabolic process.